CUUCAAAGUAGCGGUUGGACUCAACGAGGAGAACAGUCCGUUACUCUUAUACACCAAAUUAAUAACAAGCUAGAUGAAGUAUUAAAAGAAAACAACCGACUGCGAGAGGAGAAUCAGCGUGUUAUGCCUUUCAUGACAGAAGAGUUCGUAGGUCUAAGACGCAAAGUAGAAAUUUCCCUGCAGGAAAAUAAAAAACAGAGAACAACGCUAUUACCACAACUACCAUUGACCACGAAGGAUGCAAUAUUUGAUUUUGACCGGAGCUUGAAAUCAAGUGAUGACAUGCGGAAGGAGCUAUUCGACAAGUUCCUGUGCCAUUCAAAUACAGAUAUGGCAAAGUUCAUAUCCGGAAAUUUAAAAGCUGUCUUUGGAGACGACAGCCUAGUUACGCAGUUCUCAUGGACAAACUUGAAGGGCAACACGUCCGUUAAGGACUUUACGAUUAUUGAAGUUUUAAAAGAUUCCUGUGUGUCUGCAGUUGGGAAUGCUAAGCUGGACAACACUGAAGCUAUCAUUAAAAGAUUUUUCAACUCUGCAAAGGACCGCGUUAAGAAGCGACAGCAUGCAGUUAACCCGCAGACCUAAACGUUUCACGCAAUUGUCGAGGACAUGAGUCCAAACUUAAUAGAAUUAUAAAUUUAUUAAAUUUAACUUUUUUCUAAUUUUUACAUUCAAACCAAAUAUCAACCUUAAACAUGUUGUAUUUACCUUCUUUAUACCAUGAAAUAGUUAGCUUUUACUAAAAUUUUGAAUACUUACCUUUUGAACGCUUAAAAUGUAUAAUUAUCACUUUAUUGUACAUUUACUUACCUUAAACCUUGAAAACUAUUGUGAAUUCCUUUGUAGCUAACAUCAAGCUGCCUCAUAGGCAAACGAGCAUUUUGUAAUUAUUUGGUCGCUACCCUCGCAAACAGCCGGAUAGUAAUUGAAAUCCCUCUCACACAUUUCAUAUAGUAUAUAAACCGAAUAAACU
Molecule: messenger RNA, 973 nt
Organism: Rhagoletis pomonella (apple maggot)
Lineage: Eukaryota; Metazoa; Arthropoda; Insecta; Diptera; Tephritidae
Exons: 4
Coding region: 124-585 (153 amino acids)
Source: RefSeq, a predicted model, not a curated record